AUGUCUUUCGAUCUUCCCGUUCUCAAACCCGAUACAAUCGAAGAGGUUUUCUCUGAUAAGUGUCAGCGAAUCAACUUGGAUUAUUACAGCCUCUACCACUUUGAUGAACUGACGAUUGAUGACCGCAAGUACCAGUAUCGUCUCUCCUCCAACGGCGACUUUAUGACUGUGGUGGGUACCUUCAAUGGCCAGUCUGUCCUCAUGGUCUCAGUGUGGACGAAAAUGGACCAUCAAAAGCGACUGCGAGAGAUCCAUCAGUGCAUUUUGAAGAAGGAGAUGCAGGGCGACACUCUGCCAUAAGCUUAUGCGUAUCUUCUAAAUAAAAGUGCAUUUAACCUCUCUUACGGAGCGAAAUGUUUUCUUUGUGAGAAUGCGCAAAUUUUAUGACGCGCCUGUUGAGCUUAGUGAAGACACGGACCUUGUGUUCCCUAAUUUAUACGCAGAGAUUUUCGACAAGACGUUUGAUUUCUCUGGAAUUUGUAAGCCUGAACGUUUUUUGUAGUUUGGCGAUUUAAAGCCAUCAAAGACAGGCCGCAAGUCGGAGAACCGAGGUCUAAAUGAAUUCCGAUCGUUGAAGGGUAUGCUGGAGUCCAAAACGCCAAAUACGGACCCUCAUUAGCUUAUGCUCUCCGUUACCUGAUUGCCCUACGCCCUGCGACUAGCAGCAAGGACCCUAGUUUUGAUUUCUAUACAUCAUGCUGACGAUGUUCCCCCUAACAUUUCGUGCGAAAUAAGUGUGCGACUCCCACCAAUUGACAAAAGUUGAGGCGCCUUGCACUGAAUACCAUCUCUGUAUUGCUGAGAAGGGAAAAAUCGAAAACAGUGCGCAAGACUAAAGCAACUCGAGAGAUUUUGCUCGCGCCCUGGAGCAGUGGCUUUAAUAACAAAAUCAAACACUUGGUUUAACGCACAUUCGGUAGAAUGAGGGCGGUGGUGUUCGAGAAGAGUUUAGAAACCCAACCACUUGAUCUAGAGCAGCCAAGGUUGUUCUUGUUGCGAAAAAAUCAGUCUGGAUAGUAGUAGGAUGGACACGUUCUUUUUAAUUCGCAUUUUAGUGAGCAUAGAUCGGGGAUUAUCUUAGUCGAUAUUAAGAAUUCUCGUUAAUGACAAAACGUCAUGGUGGUGUGUAGUCACAGGGUCGUGUACUGUAGAUGAUGUUCAAAAUGAAUUCCAUUAGCAGACCGAUCUUAAAAAAGGACAUUUUCAAGUUGGCGAUGCGUCUUGUAUUGAUCUAUUGUAUCUUCUUAGCCGAAUUGCAUUUAUCUGUAGUAGGGACCUCGUAACUAGUCGAAAACCGUAUAUAUAAAAGUGAACACCAACUCGCAAGGGAACCGCAGCGGUAUAAGUCAAGUCAAGCUCGGUGUAAAUGCCCUUACUAUUGUCAUUCGGACCUUUUCAUGACGCAUAAUGCAACGUGGCGACCCACCCGAGCUGGGCCACGAGUUGGAUUUGUAUGAGCUGAUCCAGCGCUCACACUGCAACCCAUCCUAGAAUUUUGAUAUGGCCGCAGUCAGCGGAUGGACGUCUGUUUCGUUGGCAAAGUCCCAUGUAAGACUUCGUUCACAAUGUUUUGGUCAAUCUUCCCUUGCUUUAAUAUAUGCGGUUGGGUGUUUAGCAGUGGUGCAUCUUGUCAUCGCACUAUGGUAAUUAACUCGAUUCUCAAGCAGGCCUUGCGCAAUUUUAAUUGUCAAACUUUCGCACCGACCAUACUUUCUUGUUAAAACCAGGUUUUGAUUGUGUUCAGACUUCAUCAUAUCGGGUGAACGCUGUCUCUAAAACUCUAAAGCUCCCCCUAGACUUAAUACCCACCAUAUAACCCAACAUUGAUCCUAUGCCUAAUACCUUAACCUAACCCGGAAAAAAUCUGGGCAAUUUCCAGUGGGAUAUCGGCAAGUCUAUCUCACCCGAUCUCUACACGGUCUCCCGUCUCUUUUUCGGUAGCACUUUUCGAAGUAUUUCAAAAAUAUACGUCAACUUUCAAAGGUAUAAAUCUUGAAAUCUUUCCGGUCGAGGUGCUUAGCUAGCAGAGUUGGGACAACAUCGUAUUUAAAGAAAAUAUGGUUUCACAAGUCAUCGACGGUGCUUUUGAAUCUACUCGCGGUCUCACAAUCUACAUAAACAUUUACAAGGGUCGGGGAGCCGUCCGGUACGUUUUUCUAUGGUUGUGAAUUCCGGACUUUGAGCGUAAAAGACGAUUUUCGACAAACGCUGACUGAGAACGACCAGCUAGUGGAACACACCGCCUUCGUCUCGAAUUAGCCAAUCCGCAUUCACUGUGCUGUCGUUGAGAGACCAUAUCCAGCCGUCCGUGAAGGGUGGCCGAUGUGCUUCGAACAAGUUCAUCAUCCAUUAGACAAGUUCAGUGUUACCGCCAUAAAUCCAUUGUCGUUACUAUAUGAAUUCGACAAAAAGGUCAGCUCAAAACCUGGCUCUACUCGGUUGGUUCAUGUACUGAGGCGACUCCGGAGCCUGCAGCGUUUAGUCUUCAUCGCAUAGUUCUUCAGAUUAGCUGUCAGAAGUCGUUGCUCGUGGAGAGGCAUAAGAUGGGGCAUAACCGGAGUUGACGCGACCAGUUGUGAUCACGCCUCUAUCAAGUACAUCAGCGGAUUGACUUUGAUCCAUGAGUUCGGUGGCGCCACAGGGGGUAGUUAGAAUCCUCGUCGACUGCUGUAUCGUUCUAUCAUUAUUUGCCCCGCAUUUCGCUCUGCCUAUCACCGACCUCGCUACUCGUAAUCCGAGCUACAGUCCUGACAUCGGGUACUUCGAACCAGCUGAAUGAAUUUUUACACAUAAUCAACGAUGUGUCUGUGGUGGAUCAUUAAAGCGCGGCAACCUAAGCACAAGGCUGCGCUAACGUGUGUGUGCCACAGUAAGUCUAACGAACAUUAGUCAUACUGUUCGUUACAACUAUCCAUGCAAACAGGCAUAGUCUUUCUUCACCGAUGUGUCAUGUCUAGAGCAAACAGUCACGGACACGGGAUGUCUUUGGACUUACCUGA
Messenger RNA from Spirometra erinaceieuropaei, 2999 nucleotides. The record is from the annotation of a GenBank genome assembly. NCBI's taxonomy places the organism in Eukaryota, Metazoa, Platyhelminthes, Cestoda, Diphyllobothriidea, Diphyllobothriidae.